UUUUUUUUUUAAAAAAAAAAAUCCUUAAUUAGAUGUCUAAUCGACACCAUUACCAACAUUAUGGAAACGAAAGUAGGUCAAAUGCACAAGAUGAAGUCGAAGCUAUGUUGAAUUCACUUGUUGGUGCUCAGCCUUACACCGCUCGUCCUGGUUUAUAUGAUAAUGCAUCUCACUAUUAUCAAGCUGACAAUAAUCUUGGACCACCUCCAACACUUCCACCACGUAAUGAAAGUAAUGGUUAUAUAAGAACAAGCCAGAAUUAUGAAAUGGAAAGUUCCAAUAAAUAUUAUUAUCCUCCUGCCCCUGAAAACUAUCAUGGCUAUUCUUCUCAAUCAAUACCUACAACUCCUUUACCUCAAAGGGUUUCCUCGGCUACUUCUGAACCUUAUGCAACAGAUUUAGCUUAUUAUCCUCCUACUAACUAUCCUAUGCCUGUACCUCAACAUAAUUUUAAUAGUGCAAGUAUAUACCCUCCACCACAAUAUGAUCAACGUAUCUCCAAUCAGCAAGAAGGGUCACCACCAGGUUCUCCUAGACACCAAAAUCAACAAGUAUAUCCUCCUUUAGGAUACCCUGAUAUCACUCAAGAAUUCAUUAAUAAUUCUUAUAGGCCCACUUUUACUCAUCAAGUAUCUGAUGCUUCUACUUUUACUUCAACUCCAUCAUCCACAGAAGCACCUUCUCGAAUGCCUUCUUCUUCCUCUUCUUAUGCAUCUGGUGGAUACAGACCUAUGCCAACAUCUACUACUCAACCAUAUCGCAAACCACAUUCAUCUUUACGUUCAAAUAUGAUUAUGACAAUUGAACGUCCUCGAUAUACAUAUCCGUCAGAAAAUCUUAAUGGAGAGGAUGGUGAAGUUCCUUUCAUUCCCGUCUCUCCUGAUUCUGAUAGUGAUGAAGGUGAGUAUUUUUCAAAUCAUCGUCAUCACGAUCACUCUUCUGUUUCGGCAACUGUUGCUACUGAUUAUCAACAUCAGCAAAAAUCAACAGGUACGGAGUAUAUCGACCCUUCUCGUUUCUAUAUGCAGCCUCAGCCUGUAAUUGAAAAUAAGAUAAUGGCUACUCCAAUUCAAAUGGAGCAUCAGCCACAUAUUGAAAUAAUGAAGCCAGUAAACCAAUCAGAACAACCACAAGAGAUGAAUGUUACGAAUCAUUUAGAAAAUAAUCUCAUUAUUCCUAAAAGAGAGGUAGAGCCAAACUAUGGAUUACUUUCUGUUUUAUCAAUCGCUUUUGCACGUAAUGUUAAGGGAUUAGAGCAUGUUCGAGAAUUAUGGUGUGCGAGUGAAUAUAAUGAGUCAUUUACGGGUUCAGAGGCUAUAACUAUUCUUAGAAAUUUAUUGAAAGAAUUAAUACCUGAUGAAUAUUGUAUUUUAGUAGCUAAUGUUUUAAUGAGAAGCCAUCCUCCUUUAUUUUCUCCAACUCAAUACUCUCAAAAAUCAUUGAUUUCAAAUUCGGUCAAUUCAGAUGACACAUAUUUCAUUGAAGAGAAUAUUACGAAAGAUUAUACACCUAUAGGUGUUAUUCCUAGUUUGACACCAUGCUACAGCUAUACUUGUCGUCCUGGAGUGGGCGGUUGCUAUUCAGCGUUUUGUCCUAAUACUGGUAAAGACUUUUUAGUCAAUGUUAAGGUUGAGCCAACUGCUUCUGAUGACACAAUUGACAAGACCAUAACUUCUCCUAAAGGAGGCUGGUUGGUAUCUCAUGAUGCAUGGUCAGCUAGAAUGGAUAGAGAAUUUUUAAAGACAUUAGAUCCUAAAGAAAUUGGAAGACAAGAAGCUUUGAAUGAAACAAUUUAUUCAGAAGAAAAAUAUUUAGCUGAUUUAAAGAUUCUUCAUGAGGUUAUUGUGAAGGGGAUUGAAGAGUCAGGCGUAAUUGAACCUGAUCGUGUGAAUAGUUUUAUCAGUACUGUAUUUAAUAAUUAUCAAGAGCUAAUUCAAAUGAGCGAAUCUAUGUUUAAGGAUAUGUUAGUUCGUUAUCGACAAUAUGAAAAUGAAUGUAUUCCAACUAUUGGUGAUAUUCUAGUUCAACAUAUGCAGUUCUUUGAAGAGGCCUAUGUAAAAUAUAGUCCUCAUGCUCUUCUUGCAAAAUAUUUAGCUGAAGCAGAAAUUAAAAAGAAUGCUGAAUUCGAAAAAUUCACCAAGGAACUUGCUAAGCAUGAUCGUACAAAUCGUUUACCAAUAUGGCAUUAUUUACUAAGUCCUGUGACACGUAUGCAACGAUAUCCUCUCUUGAUUGAAGCUCUUUUGAAGAAAACACCUAUUGAACACCCUGAUCAUGUUUUCUUAACACGUAGUCAUGAUAUUAUCAAAUCUGUAGCUACCAAGGCAGAUAACGCUGCUACUCAUAUUAAGAAGCGUCUAGCUAUUCUUCAUAUACGUGACAGUAUUACCUUUAAGCAAGGUGAAUUUUAUGAUCUACAAUUAAGUGAUCCUAAUCGUCGUUUAUAUCAUAAGGGAACUUUAAAACGGCACAGUGGUACAUUAGAUGUCACUGAUAAGAACGACAUUUAUGCAUUUGUCUUUGACCAUAUGUUAAUAAUGACAAAGUUACGAAAAACAAAUACAGGAGAAGAAUAUCGUAUUUGGAAUAAACCAACCCCUCUCCAGAUGCUUGUUGUUCAAAAUAAUGCUUCUAAUACCAGAUCUCAAUUAUCAGGCACAACCUUAACAUUACAUCAUCUAGGCUCUCGUGGUGGAACAGUGUAUCCUUUCUUUUGUUCCUCUGUUGAAGAAAGACAAACAUGGGUAAAGGCAAUUGAAGAUGCAAAAGCGAGUUUGAAACGACGACAAGGCGAAACGGAUGUCUUUGAAUUGCGUCCACUAGAUGAUGUUAAUUUCCGAACUUUAGGAUCAGGGCAAUAUUCAGGCACUACAACACGUAUCAACUGUUCUGUACCCUUUAUAUCAGCCACACAAGAAAGAAAGAUUGCUAUCGGUACUGAUAAUGGUGUUUUCUUCAAGACAGAAGGUCGUGACAAUUCUAUACGUCGUAUCAUUCAAUGUGAAAGUGUAAUUCAACUCGCCGUGAUGGAGAAGUAUCAUAUCUUGAUUGUUUUAACUGAAAAAGCAUUAAAGGCAUAUCCUGUUGAUGCACUUGAUUCUAAAAGUAAUACGAAAGCAAUCGACCGUGUGGAGGUCGAGAUUGCUCAACAUGUCAAUUUCUUCCAAAUUGGGCAUUGUAAUGGUCGUGAUUUACUUGUAUUUAAGAAAAAGAAGAAUACGACAAGCGUAUUUACUGCAUUAGAGCCUUUUUGUGAUUUACGUGACCCAAAGAACGAAAAACUAUUGACUCACAGACCUUCCAUCUUUAGCAAUAGAGCUGAAUAUUUAAGAUGGUUCAAGAAAUAUAAGGACUUUUAUAUUGGUGCAGAAGCAAGCAAUAUUCAUUUCUUGAAAGCUAAAUUAAACAUUGUUUGUGAACGUGGCUUUGAAGUCAUCGAUCCAGAAAAUUUGACAGUGGGUCGUGACAUCCCUGAUUCUGAAGAUCCUGAAUUUUAUUUUGUUACACGACAUUCAGAACCAUUAAAACCCUUAGCUAUGUAUCGUAUCAAUGAUAAAUUCCUUUUGUGUUAUGAUAAAUUUGCAUUUUAUGUCAAUAAUCGAAAUGGCUCUUUAGUACCUAGACCAGAUAAAAGAAAGCCUGCUACUAUUUGUGAUUGGGAAGGUAAUCCAUCCCAUAUUGUAUAUGAGCACCCUUAUAUCAUUGCUAUAGAUCCUUACUUUAUUGAAGUUCGACAUGUUGACACUGGUGAACUUGUACAAGUCAUUUCUGGUGAAAAUAUUCGUUUAGCUUAUUAUAAUGGCGGGGGUGAGAAGCCUAUUAUUCAUGUCUGCAUGACACAUAACCAAAAAUCAGAUACGCAAGCGCUAUACCAUUUGGUCUUAAACAAUCAUCGUAAUUCUGCUGGUUAUCCUCGACGAUAACAAAAUAGAUUUUACAUUUUCUUUCUCGCAUUUUAAUUUUUCUUUUUUAUACAUAUAUAAUAAAUUGAACCCUUAUAUCAUGUCAUGUAAAUUUUAAAUAGAUUCCAUCUUUUGUUGUAUCUAUAAGUUAUAUACAUUGUAUAGUUACACAAGAG
Messenger RNA from Cokeromyces recurvatus, 4078 nucleotides. RefSeq names its product CNH domain-containing protein. Gene Ontology annotation, molecular function: guanyl-nucleotide exchange factor activity. The transcript is spliced from 8 exons. Lineage: Eukaryota; Fungi; Mucoromycota; Mucoromycetes; Mucorales; Mucoraceae. Bases 33 to 3923 code for a protein of 1296 amino acids. The record is from RefSeq and is a predicted model, not a curated record.